AUGACAUCAGGGUCGGUUCUUACUACGACCACGGCGUCUCGCACCGUCAAACCGGCAGACGCCCCGGCCCGGUCUCGCUCUCUGGGAGGGUGUGAAACCUGUCGGAGGCGUCAUGCGAAAUGCGAUGAGACCCGUCCCUCGUGUCUCGUGUGUGAACGGGCAGGGUUGGUGUGCGAGCGGUAUGAGAUCCGGCUGUUGUUCGAUGCCAGCGACAGCCAGGGUUCCCGAUGCCGCCGGCCGCUGUUUACCGAGGACAUGCGCCAGCGCAUGAGUGAGCAAUUGGCGGCCAGCUUGGAUCCCGACGAUGUUCAUACCCUCCUGACCCGAAUGGACGAGCACUGCGAGAAGCAGGAAGAGGAGACUACCACCAACUUUACGACCCACCUGGGGCCUUUUGGUGCCUUCCGCCUCGUGCAGCCGGAGAUGGACCUCUCUGCGGCCCCGGUGCAUCCGGUCGAGGCGCCGUCGCCAGAAGACAGUCCACCGAACGUCGGAUGGGACAUGGCCUUGGAUGAUGCCUUUAGCAAUGAUCCCCUCAUGGAGUGUCUCUUCGGGCAUGUCAAUGUCGAUGCCACCGGGGACCUGGAGGCGCAGGACUUCUUCGCCACAACCCUACCAUUCCCGGACAGUGACGACUUUUCCCCGCAAUCAGUGACAGGAGGCUUUCUCAUGGGAUCGUCAUCGAUCCCCUUACAGACGUCUUUGCUCUCGUCCCCGGAGAUCCGAUACGCCCCGUCCGUGCCCAAUUUGGCCCCCCCAGAUGCCCCCUUAUUGCUGGCUGCCUACAGGAACCAUGUGACUGCCCUCUUUUCGCCCAUCCAACUGGAGAAGAGCCCCUGGAGCAUGCUCUAUGUCCCUCCCGCGAUGGAGACGCUGGCUCUGUUGACGAUGGGGGAACUGGCCAACAACACCCGGAUGUCGAUCUUCUAUGCCAUCCUUGCCAUCAGUGCCUUCACCCAGCGACUCUCCACAGCCCGCAGCGCAACCGAGUACUGGCAGCGACAGGCAGAGACUUUUGCCGUCGAAGCCCAGAAUCAUCUCAAGCGAGCCCUGCAUGAUGCGUCGUCGAGCGUCAAGAAGACGAAAUACAAGGAUGUCCUGAUCGCAUUGCUGUGCAUGAACACCGUUUCAGCUUACCAAGGAAGCCCGGAGCGGGUGCGGCGGUGUCUGCUGGACUGUGAGAAUUGGAUCCAAUUUCGAGGUCUACCCAAGACGAGAAAAUCCCGUAAGGUUCGUUUGCUGCACCAUUGCUACGUGUAUCUCCGCAUCUUCCAGGAGAGCACCUCGGUGCUGCCGGUGCCCCAUGUAGAGGAACCCGAUCAUGCCUCCCCCGAGACAGUGCGCUCCGUCGCCUCCACCCGCUCGUUCCGGCUGCGGCAAUGGGAGGGUCGACUGGACCAGCGAAUGAGCGAGUUGAAGGAGCAGCAUCAGGGCGAGAAUGACUUGCACCUGGAAAUCCCCGGACGCUGGGAUUCCACCAUGUACCCGCAGAUCUUUGGCCUGCCCGAGUCGUUGUUGUUCCUUCUCUCGCAAGUCACUCGGCUGGGAAACGAGCGCGACCUCUCCGAUGCGGGCCACGGCACCGGCGUGUUGGACUUUAAGCAGUUCGCCGCGCGGGCACGGAGCCUGGAGCGGUGCAUCUCCACCUGGCGGCCACCGCUGCUGCCGGAGGGAGAUGCCGACAGCAUCGUUGGCCAGGCCAACGCCACGCUGAUCCGUUUGAUGCUCUCCGCACUCCACAAGGCCCUGUUAAUUUUCUUUUACCGACGCAUCUACGAUGUAGACCCCAUGAUCUUACAAGACAAAGCGUGGCAAGUCCGGGACGCCCUCGCCCAGGUGGACCGGGAGGACGCCCCGGCGACGCGCGUGGCUGCGCCGUUCGUCUGGGCGGCGUUCAUUGCCGCCUGCGAGGCCUUGGAUCCCAGUCUCCAGGACUGGUUUGCGACCUGGUUCGAAACGUCCGCUCGGCGCAGCGGGCUGGGGACCUUUAAGCUGGCCCUGCGAACGGCCCAGCAGGUCUGGGAGCGCCAGCGACACCCGUUGAACAGUAAUGCUAGCACCAGUUGGCCACAGAUUAUGCGGGAGAGCCAUCUGAGCCUGUUCUACAUCUAA
Molecule: messenger RNA, 2112 nt
Organism: Aspergillus ibericus CBS 121593
Lineage: Eukaryota; Fungi; Ascomycota; Eurotiomycetes; Eurotiales; Aspergillaceae
Product: Zn(II)2Cys6 transcription factor
Exons: 2
Coding region: 1-2112 (703 amino acids)
Biological process (GO): positive regulation of transcription by RNA polymerase II
Cellular component (GO): nucleus
Molecular function (GO): DNA-binding transcription factor activity, RNA polymerase II-specific; zinc ion binding; transcription cis-regulatory region binding
Source: RefSeq, a predicted model, not a curated record